AUGUCAAGCCCAAAGAAAGACUCCACCUAUGCCUUUUUCUUGGACUUCAUGAUGGGUGGUGUUUCCGCUGCCGUCUCAAAGACCGCUGCUGCUCCUAUCGAGCGUGUCAAGUUACUUAUUCAAAAUCAGGACGAGAUGCUCAAGUCUGGUCGUCUUGCUACACCAUACAAAGGCAUUGGCGAAUGCUUUUCCCGAACAAUAAAGGAGGAGGGAGUUAUUUCUCUUUGGCGUGGAAAUACUGCCAAUGUUAUUCGAUAUUUCCCUACACAAGCUUUGAAUUUUGCUUUCAAGGAUAAGUUUAAGCGAAUGUUUAAUUAUAAAAAGGACAAAGAUGGUUAUGCCAAAGUUUUUCUCGGAAAUAUCGCUUCUGGUGGUGCAGCUGGAGCUGUUUCUUUGACUUUUGUAUACUCGCUUGACUAUGCUAGAACUCGUCUUGCUAACGAUGCUAAAGCUGCUAAAAAGGGUGGUGAACGUCAAUUUAAUGGUCUUGUUGACGUUUAUUCUAAAACCAUCAAAUCAGAUGGGUUCGUUGGUCUUUACAGAGGUAAGAUGGGUUCAAUAUUUCUUGUGUUGAAGGAUUACUCGUAUUGCGCCUUUAAUGAUGCUUGCCUAAUCCGGCGUAGUCGUGACAUUACAACAAUGAAUACAACUCGAAUCAUAAUCUACAGAGGUCUUUAUUUCGGUAUGUUCGAUUCUUUGAAACCUCUUGUCCUUACUGGUUCGCUUAAGGACAACUUCCUCGCAUCAUUCUUGCUUGGUUGGUCUGUGACCAUUGGUGCUGGCCUUGCAAGUUACCCCAUAGACACCAUACGUCGUCGUAUGAUGAUGACUUCUGGAGAAGCCGUAAAAUAUAAAUCCUCUUAUCAUGCCUUUAAGGAAAUUGUAGCCAAAGAAGGGACAAAGUCUUUGUUUAAGGGUGCUGGUGCUAACAUUCUUCGUGCCAUUGCUGGUGCUGGUGUAUUGGCUGGUUAUGAUAAACUUCAAGUAAUCUUCUUCGGAAAAGCCUACAAGUAA
This is a messenger RNA of Funneliformis mosseae, 1014 nucleotides long. Lineage: Eukaryota; Fungi; Glomeromycota; Glomeromycetes; Glomerales; Glomeraceae. The record is from the annotation of a GenBank genome assembly.